This is a messenger RNA of Amyelois transitella, 1274 nucleotides long. Its product is annotated as probable H/ACA ribonucleoprotein complex subunit 1. The transcript has 2 exons. NCBI's taxonomy places the organism in Eukaryota, Metazoa, Arthropoda, Insecta, Lepidoptera, Pyralidae. Bases 116 to 1000 code for a protein of 294 amino acids. The record is from RefSeq and is a predicted model, not a curated record.
CACCAACUCACAGCCAUAGGAACAUCUCCCGAGGCGGAGUUGUUCUACUCUGUCAGAUAAUAUUUCGAGGCACUAAGGUUCUUUACGCAUCGGCAUCGUUCGACCCAAACCCAAUAUGCGCGCAUUCGUGGUACUCGCCUGCGUGGCGCUGGCCUAUGGCCGCCCCGAGCCUCCAGUUGGAUACAGCUAUUCCGCUCCAAGCACCAGAUACUCUGCUCCCUCUAGCAGCUAUGGAGCUCCAUCAGCCGGUGGCCAUAGAAUCGUUGUCGGAGGACAUUCCGGAGGAUUAUCAUUCGGCGGCGGACAUUCGAGUGGUAUCAUUAGCGGCGGACAUUCCUCUGGUGGACUCUCUCUCGGAGCUGCUAGCCUCGGAGGCGGUCACUCUGGCGGCCUGAGCUUCGGCGGCGGAGACUCUGGAUUUGGUGGUGGCUACGCCGGUGGAUAUUCCGGCGCUCCUCUUGUCCAGAAGCACAUCUACGUUCACGUUCCCCCACCGGAGCCCGUCGAACAGAGAGCCCCACGUAUCCCUGCGGUCGCUCCUCCCCAGAAACACUACAAGAUCAUCUUCAUCAAGGCCCCGACUCCCCCGACCCCAGUGGCGCCCAUCAUCCCCGUGCAGCCUCAGAACGAAGAGAAAACCCUCGUGUACGUCUUGGUCAAGAAGCCCGAAGAGCAACCAGACAUCGUUAUCCCCACCCCAGCUCCUACUCAGCCAUCCAAACCCGAAGUCUACUUCAUCAAGUACCAGACUCAGAAGGAAUCUGGUGGCGCUAUCGGUGGCGGUGCUAUCGGUGGUGGAUCUAUCGGCGGCGGUGAUCUCGGUGGUAUCGCUCUCGGCGCAGGCUCUGCGGUGGGCGGCGGCGCUGGCGGCCACGGUGGCGAUGACAUCGGUGCUGACUUCGGCGCCAGCGGCGGCGACAGCGGCUCCGAGGGUGCCCACGGUGGUGCUACGAGCACGCAGUACGGCCCACCCGGACACGUUGCGGGUCCUCUUCAUUGAAAAACGUUUCAUUCAGGUGGUAGCGGACAGGUGUAGAGCGACAAUCAUCUAUCUGUUGUAAAACGUUCGACCGUGAUCUAAUCAAUAGAAAUGUUCCGCGUUGUUCGUGACUAGAAUAAGCAGAAAAGAUUUGAAGUCUCCCGGACUACACCUGCGGCUCGAGGCGGACGCCUUGUACAUAGUCAUCUGUUGUGUUCGCUGGUGAGCUCCACCACGACAUCAAUCAUCGUUCUCAUUUACUUCAUCUACUUGUUAAUAGUGCACAGUGUUAAGU